Molecule: messenger RNA, 2469 nt
Organism: Olea europaea var. sylvestris
Lineage: Eukaryota; Viridiplantae; Streptophyta; Magnoliopsida; Lamiales; Oleaceae
Product: protease Do-like 2, chloroplastic
Exons: 21
Coding region: 176-2080 (634 amino acids)
Biological process (GO): proteolysis
Molecular function (GO): protein binding; serine-type endopeptidase activity
Source: RefSeq, a predicted model, not a curated record
GAUUGGAUUUCCGUCUUCACAGUCCGGAGAGGCGCCAAAAUAGAUGGGCAAAUUAGAUAUUUACGUUGCAAGUGGAUAAGGAAACAAACAACUUCCAAGUUUCAAUCUUUGAUAUACGCUCACUAAGUACUUUUACCUCCAAGCUCUAGUGCAUUUCCAUUUUUUCUAUCCGUUAAUGGCAAUGGCGGCCGCAAAUUGUUGGUUCUCGAUGCUUUCUUCUUCCACCGGUUCCACUUCCCGUUGUACUUUAACCUCCCAACGCCUUUUUUCCACCUCCCGAAGACCUACUUAUUUUCUUACAUCCAUUGUUAAAUCAUCCAAGGACCGAAAUCAGAAUCCGAAACAAAAAUUGCCCAGGAAAACGCCGGGUAAAUUCAGUGCAGAGAGUGAAGCUAUUACACAUAAAUUGCCAGGGAGAUCAAGAGAUGAAAGCCAUUUAUCAAAUGUAGAUGGUCAAAGUAGUUGGAAAAAAGCAGGGAAAUCUCAAUCAACUUCGUUUAGAUCUUCUGGCACGCAGAGGAAAGGGAACAAGGGAGUUCUGUUUGAUUCAAGAGACCAACAGGUAGAUACUGGUAAUCUUCAAGAUGCUGCAUUUCUUAAUGCUGUUGUAAAGGUUUACUGUACCCACACUGCACCGGAUUACUCUCUUCCUUGGCAGAAACAAAGGCAGUAUCAGAGUACUGGGAGUGCCUUUAUGAUUGGGGAUGGGAAGCUUUUGACAAAUGCACACUGCGUUGAACAUGAUACACAGGUCAAAGUGAAGAAAAGGGGUGAUGAUAAAAAGUAUGUUGCCAAGGUUCUUGCAAAAGGAGUAGAAUGUGACAUAGCUCUGCUUUCUAUUGAAAGCGAGGAAUUCUGGAAAGGAGCUGAGCCCCUUGAGUUUGGACGCUUGCCUCGUCUGCAGGAUGGAGUGACUGUUGUUGGGUAUCCGCUUGGUGGAGAUACUAUUUCUGUAACAAAGGGUGUGGUAUCAAGAAUAGAGGUUACAUCAUAUGCCCAUGGCUCAUCUGAGUUACUUGGAAUUCAAAUUGAUGCAGCAAUAAAUCCUGGUAAUAGUGGUGGCCCCGCAUUCAAUGACCGGGGAGAGUGUAUUGGAGUGGCAUUUCAGGUUUACAGAUCUGAUGAGGCUGAGAAUAUUGGCUACGUGAUUCCAACUACUGUUGUAUCUCAUUUCCUGGAGGACUAUGAGAGGAAUGGGAAAUACACUGGUUUUCCUUCUCUUGGGGUGUUGUUGCAGAAAUUGGAGAAUCCAGCUCUGCGGGCCUGCUUAAAAGUUCCAUCGAAUGAGGGCAUACUUGUACGGAGAGUUGAGCCAACUUCUGAUGCCAGUAAUGUAUUGAAGAAGGGGGACGUCAUUGUAAGUUUUGAUGAUGUUCGUGUUGGUUGUGAAGGGACAGUGCCAUUCCAAACAACUGAACGCAUUGCAUUUCGCUUCCUCAUUAGUCAAAAAUUUUCAGGUGAUGUAGCAGAGCUUGGCAUUAUCAGAGGAGGACAAUUUAUGAAAGUUCAAGCCAUCUUGAAUCCACGUGUGCAUUUGGUUCCGUAUCAUAUUGAAGGAGGUCAGCCUUCAUAUUUAAUAGUUGCUGGAUUGGUGUUUACACCUCUAUCAGAACCUUUAAUCGAGGAAGAAUGUGAAGAUACCAUUGGGUUGAAGUUGUUGACAAAGGCGAGGUACUCAUUGGCUAGGUUCAAAGGGGAACAGAUCGUGAUCCUAUCACAGGUCUUAGCAAAUGAAGUAAAUAUUGGGUAUGAAGAUCUGAGCAAUGAACAGGUAUUGAAGUUAAAUGGAACUUGGAUCAGAAACAUUCAUCACUUAGCACAUCUGGUUGAUUCUUGCAAGGACAGAUAUUUGGUCUUUGAAUUUGAAGACAAUUUUUUGGUCGUUUUGGAAAGGGAAGACGCUUUGGCUGCAUCUGGUUGCAUCCUCAAAGGUUAUGGGAUUCCAUCUGAAAGGUCUUCUGAUCUUUUGGAACCAUACGUGGACUCUAUAGGACAUGUCGCAACUAUAGAUCAACACGAGUCGGUUGACUCUGCCGUUUCAAGUUCAGAAUUUGGCUAUGAUGGACUGCUUUGGGCGUAAUAAUCAGUCUUUCUACCAUUUAGAUCAUACUUUGGGUUAUAUUAUGAUACUUCAACAGUAAGAUUUUCCUAUUGAUUGGCUAGAAUUAUUGUUGGAGAGAUUGUAGGCAUGCUUGAGGCGCUUUAGUUGGCCCCUUUAGCAAUUGUUGUACAAUUGAAAUUUGUUUAUUUUCCUUUUUCCUUUUUGGGGGUGGGGUUAUAUUAGUCGACAGAGAAUUUGCUGUUCGAUUCUUUCUGAUUUGUGAGAAUAUAAAAGUGAGACUUGACCUGAAAGAGAGAAUAGUCUAUAGAAUAGGGCUGUCAGCAAUUUUGAUUUGAUGAUUUUGAAGAUUUCUAAAGAUAUUAUAGAAGGAAUUACUCUUUUUCUUAAGCAGUGUGCGACUCUGCCUA